CCCAAACUGAAACUCAAAUCCAUUGAUGGGAACAAUGCUGCUGAGAGUUGGGUUAUCAGUACAGUGCCUGAGACCCUCUCUCGCUCAAUUCCUUCCCAAGCAGACCCCUAUCACAAAACUCUCUUACAGACCACUCUGUAUCUCUUCUUCGUCCUCCAUAUCAACCCUUGUCUCUAACUCUUCAAAGCACUCAACUUCAACAUUCAAUGGAAGUCUUGAACCAUAUCUGUCGUGCUGUAUGCCCCACAAACGCCUCAAACUUGCUGUCCUCCUCAGUGGUGGAGUUGAUAGUAGCGUUGCCCUUCGCCUCCUUCAUGCUGCUGGCCAUCACUGCACCGCCUUCUACCUCAAAAUCUGGUUUCAGGAAGACUUCGAGAACUUCUGGUCUGAAUGCCCAUGGGAAGAAGAUCUAAAGUAUGCCAAAGCGGUUUGUGAUCAGGUUGAUGUACCUCUAGAAGUUGUGCAUUUGACAGAUGAAUACUGGAAUAAUGUGGUGUCCUACAUUAUCAAGGAGUAUAGAUGUGGUCGGACUCCUAACCCAGAUGUUCUUUGUAAUACAAGAAUAAAAUUUGGAGCAUUUAUGGAUGCCGUCAGCAGUAUGGAAUUUGAUUAUGUUGCUUCAGGGCAUUAUGCAAAUAUCAUCCACUCAUCUUCAGAUGAAAAGGAUAAGCCUUCUGUUUUAGAACUGUCAAAAGACAUGGUCAAGGAUCAAACCUACUUCCUUUCGCAUCUCUUACAGGCUCAGAUUAAACGGCUUAUUUUUCCUCUCGGUCGUAUUCCAAAGGAUGAAGUUCGAGAACUUGCCAAGAGAUUUGAUCUGCCAAACAAAGAUAGGAAGGAUUCACAAGGAAUAUGCUUCCUCGGGAAGAUAAAAUUUAGUGAAUUUGUUGCAAGACAAAUUGGGGAGAUGGAAGGGAUCAUAUUGGAAGCAGAGACAGGAGACUUCCUUGGCAAACAUAAGGGAUUUUGGUUCUACACCAUCGGCCAACGCCAAGGUCUACGUCUCCCUGGAGGACCCUGGUACGUUGUUGAGAAGGAUGUCAAAAACAAUGUAGUGUUUGUAUCAAGAAAUUACUUUUCAUUUGACAAAAGAAGGCGCCUCUUCCGCGUUGGCUCCAUGAGAUGGCUUGGUGGCUUGCCUCCAGAGAACUUCAGUCAUCUUCGGUGUAAGGUCAGGCAUGGUCCCGGAUUUUACGAUUGCAGUUUGACAAUGGAACAUCAUGAUGAUGGCCGUGGAGAUGUAGCAGUUGUCCACUUAUCCAAGGAUGAUCAAGGAAUUGCAGCUGGCCAGUUUGCAGCCUUCUACCAAGGACAAACUUGCAUAGGUUCUGGAGUGAUUUUGGAAUCAUGGGAUGAUCAAGGAUUUCCUGUAUGUGCAAGAGCUCUCGAGAUUGCAAGAAUGGAAGAUAAAUCAAAACUUGGGAAACCUGUUAAGAUAUACUUUAAACCAGAGACUCCUUCAAGCGACUCUGAUUGCAAGGACAGUAGCAAAGUUGACAGAGGAUUGACGAGCUCCCAAGUAUCUGCUAUGAACAGAAGUGUGAGUUGUUAAAGGAAAGCUAUUUCCAGAUACACAUUUGUUUGCUGCAGAUGCUUGAGAGAAUAGGAUGAUGAUACCCUUUCUGGGUUGUAGAAUACAAAUAAUUGAUGGUUGAGGAAGAGCAUUGAAAGAGCUUGUUGGUCUUCCCUGAUGUUAAGCUGUAGAAUGGUUCAUUGCAAAAUGUUUUCCUGUCAAUUGGAAAAAGCAAUGUUACUGUUUACACGGUUUGCUGGAUUUUUAAUGUAUUUAUGAUGCAUGUAUAUGAUCACAGUUUAAUAAUGUUUCAGAUAUGAAUUAUUCACCA
This is a messenger RNA of Tripterygium wilfordii, 1844 nucleotides long. Its product is annotated as tRNA-specific 2-thiouridylase MnmA. Gene Ontology annotation, biological process: tRNA processing. The record is from RefSeq and is a predicted model, not a curated record. Lineage: Eukaryota; Viridiplantae; Streptophyta; Magnoliopsida; Celastrales; Celastraceae. Gene Ontology annotation, molecular function: sulfurtransferase activity. The coding region runs from base 26 to 1552 and encodes 508 amino acids. The transcript is spliced from 10 exons.